This is a messenger RNA of Mycena indigotica, 1629 nucleotides long. RefSeq lists its product as uncharacterized. The transcript has 7 exons. Gene Ontology annotation, molecular function: ubiquitin protein ligase activity; zinc ion binding; nucleic acid binding. The record is from RefSeq and is a predicted model, not a curated record. The coding region runs from base 7 to 1629 and encodes 540 amino acids. Gene Ontology annotation, cellular component: nucleus. NCBI's taxonomy places the organism in Eukaryota, Fungi, Basidiomycota, Agaricomycetes, Agaricales, Mycenaceae. Gene Ontology annotation, biological process: mRNA processing; protein ubiquitination; ubiquitin-dependent protein catabolic process.
UUAGCAAUGGCAUCUUCGGUUUUUUACAAGUUCAACUCUCAAAAGACCGAGUCUCGAGUGACUUUUGACGGUACUGGCAUUUCAGUAUUUGACCUGAAGCGCGAAAUCAUUCUAGCCAACAACAUGGGUAAGGCGAAUGACUUCGACCUUUAUAUAUUCGACACCGGCUCAAAUAAAGAGUAUGCCGACGACUCGGAAAUCAUUCCCAGGUCCUCCUCAGUUAUCGUCAAGCGAAGACCUGCCGCUCGCCCGGGAAAAGGAAAAGCAUCUUUAUAUAUUGCCGGAGCAAGCAGCUCAGUUCACACAUCCGAGCAAAUCUCGAAAGCGGGACCGUCGGGGCAAAGCAUGUCAUGGCACAAGGGUUCCAUGUCUAAACGGUUCGAUGUCAAAGAGGACCCACAACCCAAAGCUGCUUUGGAUCCCAAAUCGACUUCAGUUGAUGACGACGAGGCGGCCGCCAUGGCGGCAAUGUUCCAAGCACAAACAGCAAAUUGGGAGGAAGCACAGGAAAAGAUGUCCCAUGCACAACGUAUCUACAAUAACUCUCGAGGGACAGGCUUUGCGCGUGGUGGCAAGACUUUCAUGCCACAUCAAGCUGCCCCCCAGAUUGAACGGCCUCUUCCCGCCAGCUACGUUUGCUAUCGAUGCGGAAAAAAAGGUCAUUGGAUUCAAGACUGUCCAACGAACAACGAUCGCGAAUUCGACCACCGACCUCGUAUAAAGCGUACAACGGGUAUUCCGCGUAGCAUGCUAAAGGCUGUUGAUAAUCCCAAUGAGCUGGGGCAAGGAGUCAUGGUCACUCCAGACGGCGGAUAUGUCGUAGCUCAGCCUGACUCUGCAUCAUGGCAAAAACAAGUGUCUCGAUCAAAAGCACUCACAGCGGCCGAAGUCAGAGACAGACCGUCUACGGACCCUUCUCUCGUCUGUCCAAUCGACAAUAAGCUACUACGAGACGCCGUCAAGACACCCUGCUGUGACACCAGAUACUGUGAGGAGUGCAUCCAGACCCAUCUCCUUGAACGAGAUUUUGUCUGCCCCAACUGCUCCAAGAAGAUCGCCUCACUGGACAAACUCGCGGUGGACAAGCCAAUGCGAACCAAGGUACUCGAUUACAUCGAGAAAGUAAUUGAGGAGAGUCGUGGGGAGGCUGGUGAAGAUGGCGAGGCUCCGUCCACAACAAACGAGCAAGACGCCGAAGAAGGCGCAUAUGAUGGUAGUAUGGACUUGUCCAAGAUUUUGAACGAAUCCAUACCCCAACUUCAAGCCCAAAUCUCCCAGCUUUCCACGGUGUUACAGAGCACAUCACUCCCCAAUCAUGUGCGCCAGAACACCGAAAUGCAAUACCAGCACCUUCACAUGCAGCUUGCUCAACUACAAGAAAUGGCGGCCUUCAUGCAGAUGCAUAACGGAGCUAUGAUGACUAAUGGUGGAAUAAUGCCAGGAUUCAAUCAGCCCACUGGCUGGGUGAAUAACCUCUAUCCUCUGAAUCAGCAAGUCAACCCGCAAGACUCCGCCUACCAACGUUUACCAGUCAACAACCGUCGCCGCCCUCUUAAACGAGAUCGCCCUCAGGACUUUUUGGAAAUCGGUGGAGAAGGCGAAAGUAAAGUUGCGAGGUAUUGGGAGUAG